AUGGCCCUCAUCACAGCCACAUACGUGGUCGUCUUACUCACUGCAAUAAUCUAUACCGGUCUGAUACUGCCUCGGUAUCGACAGUGGAAGAAGCUCUCUCACAUUCCCGGCCCAGCCAUUGCCGGUUGGAGCAAAAUUUGGCUCUUGCGCCACGUCCUUCCCGGAACACUCUGCAAGAGAUUGGAAGACGUCACCAAGACAUAUGGCCCUAUUGCCCGCGUCGGCCCCGACUGGGUUGUGUGCAGCGACGCUACAGAAAUCCGGCGCAUCUGGGCCAUCCGGUCCGGCUACCAUCGCGCCGACUGGUACAAGGCCACCCGGCUCGACCCCGACAACGACAACGUCCUGACCCUCACCGACAACAAGGCUCACCAUGACAUCCGCUCGCGCCUCUUGCCCGGCUACUCGGGCAAGGGCAUGCCCAACCAAGAGGAAACAGCCGACACGCAGAUCCUCAAGCUCAUACAGCUGCUCCAACGCAAAUACCUGUCCACCCGCGACACCCUCCGGCCGUGCAACCUCGCCCGCACAAUGCAAUACCUCACCCAAGACGUCAUUACAGCCGUCGGCUUCGGCCAGGCAGCCGGAUACCUCGACGCGGACGAAGACAUGUUUGGCGUGAUCCGCGCGUGCGAGACCGUCCUGCUCCCCGUGCACAUCAUCUCCUUUCUCCCCGUCCUCCGCGCCAUCCUGAGCUCCCCCAUCAUGAAACCCCUUCUCCCCAAGCCCACUGAUACGCACGGCGUCGGCCGCUUCCUCGGCGUCAUCAAGGCCCACUGCGACAGGCGCUUCGGCGCCUCGGCCAUUCGCCGCAACGACAUGCUCCAGACCUUUGUCGACUCCGACAUGACACGGAAGCAAGUCGAGUCGGAGGCCCUCGUCACUCUCUUCGGCGGCACAGACACCACGGCCACCGCCCUGCGCAACAUCAUCUUCUUCCUGACGACAAAUGCAAGCGCCUACCGUGCUCUACAGGCAGAGAUUGACACGGCCGUGAAAUCAGCCGCGCGGCCCAUCAUCGCCGACGACCAUGCCAAGUCCCUUCCCUUUCUCCAGGCGUGUAUUCGCGAAGGUCUCCGCAUGUGGCCACCGAGCAUGGGCAUCAUGGGCAAAGUGUCUGAUCGUGAUGACGAAAUAUGCGGCAAGUAUAUCCCCGCCGGGACUCAGGUCGGCUGGGCCGCCCUGGCAAUUAUGUACGACAAGAACAUUUUUGGCGGUGAUGCCGAUGUAUAUGAGCCUCGGCGGUGGCUAGAUGCCAAGCCGGACAAGCUUAAGGACAUGGAGGCCAUAUAUGGGCUUGUAUUUGCUACGGGUACACGGUGGGAGUGUCUUGGUAAGAGGCUGGCGUAUGUGGAGAUGGGCAAGGUGAUUUUCGAGCUCUUUUACCGUUUUGACAUGUCCAUGGUUUCGCCUAUGGAGCCUUUUAAGUGGGUGAAUCAUGGACUCACGGCUCAGCACGAUAUGAAUAUUCGCUUUAUGAGUAGAUGGGAACACGGCGGCAGAGAUAGAUAA
Messenger RNA from Metarhizium robertsii ARSEF 23, 1512 nucleotides. Its product is annotated as Cytochrome P450 CYP5235A5. The record is from RefSeq and is a predicted model, not a curated record. Bases 1 to 1512 code for a protein of 503 amino acids. The transcript has 3 exons. NCBI's taxonomy places the organism in Eukaryota, Fungi, Ascomycota, Sordariomycetes, Hypocreales, Clavicipitaceae. Gene Ontology annotation, molecular function: monooxygenase activity; oxidoreductase activity, acting on paired donors, with incorporation or reduction of molecular oxygen; heme binding.